AUGGCGUCAGGCACCUACCUGCGCUUCCUGCAGGCGCCGAACACUGGAGAUCUUGCCAGCGAUGCCACAAUCAACUACAUCACCACCACGACCACCAUCAGCGAGCCGACCGCCAUCUUGAAGCACUUCAGUGCUCAGGCCAAACAAGUCGAGAAGAAGAAUGAGCAGAUACUCUACACUAUCGAGGGCGACAAUGGCUGCUGCGUUGAGACGGCCACGACGCUGCAGUUCCGUAUGGGAGGGGGUGCCUACCUUCCUGGAAUGGAUUCCAACAUGCUCGACGAGCGUCAGGUCACGUUCCCGCUCACCCAUGUGGUGAGCUACGACAGUGCCGGCAAGAUUCAGCAGAUCCGCCUCUACUGGGACCAGGGCACGCUCCUCAAGCAAGUUGAGGCAAUUGGCAAGACUGGUCGUAACUGGCCCAUCAGAGAUGGCACGGCUUUAGUCAAUGCCGUGACUGCUAGCGUCAAGUCCGGAGGCGGCCAGAACACGCACAGCAAUGGCAAGCCAUCAGAGUCGCGCAAGCCGAACGAAGUAGUUAUCCAAGGCCACCAGAAGCGCGACAGUGUUUCUGUGACACGCGAUCCACACGCAAGCUUGGCUCUGUUUGCAGAGCGCGACCCGAACGAGGACGGCCGAACUUACUCAGGUCCCAAGUACGACAAGGUAAAGUCUGCUAAGCCUGGCCCACGCGACUAUGGUGAGCUUUUCGCCAGUGAAGAGACUGCUGCCGCUACGGGAGCGACUGCCAGAAGCCAGUCACCUCACAAGAACGACGGCACUGUACUCAAGGCCGGCGCGGGUAAGCACUUCAAGGGCAACCGCUUGUUCGAGGAAGACGAGAACCCCUCUCCACCUCGUUCUCCGGAACGCAAGAAGACCUAUGACCAAAAGUACGAGCACUUCGCCUUCGGCAACGGUGAGGACGCACCCAAGGAGAACAGACCACCGAGCAAGGCAAAGGGUAACCAGAAUGCUACCUUCAGCUUUGAGGACUUCGCGACCCCUCCGAAGCACGUCGAGAAGCAGAAACCAGAUUUUGAGCGACACUGGGGUGCCGGUGUGGACGAGGACGACCCGAGCUCUCCACCCAAGCGACCGAUCGUACACGCCGCCCGCAAGGAUGCGGCACCUCACUUCGAGCUGGUAGACGACUCCCCAAUGCCUGUAGGCAAGAUUUACAAAACAGCUGGUGACGGCAUGGGCUCGCGCAAGGGUGGUGAAGGAUGGUGGGAUGUCGACUCUGAUCCUGAAGUGGAUGAACCCGCGGCUAGAAAGAAGGCCCAAACCACCAGCGUGAACAACGCUCGUCGGGGUAAUGACUUCAACUCGCAUCAGGCCAUGACAGAUAAGUCGCCUGCUGUGGAUAAAGCCCAGAAGACAAAGCCCAGCACGCGCCCUGAUCAGAAGAGCAGCUGGUCGCAUGGAGAGUCGGCAGGCAAGAAGAUAUACAAAACUGCCGGAGAUGGCAUGGGUUCCCGUUCUGGCGGUAGAGCAUGGGGCAUCGGAGACGACAGCGAUCCUGAAGUCGAUGCUGACGUGCGUCCCAGUGCGAGAUCACGACGUGCACAACAAGCGCAAACGAACGCUGGAGCCGGCGACAGCGAUUUCUGA
Molecule: messenger RNA, 1614 nt
Organism: Fulvia fulva
Lineage: Eukaryota; Fungi; Ascomycota; Dothideomycetes; Mycosphaerellales; Mycosphaerellaceae
Exons: 2
Coding region: 1-1614 (537 amino acids)
Source: RefSeq, a predicted model, not a curated record